Molecule: messenger RNA, 345 nt
Organism: Melampsora larici-populina 98AG31
Lineage: Eukaryota; Fungi; Basidiomycota; Pucciniomycetes; Pucciniales; Melampsoraceae
Exons: 6
Coding region: 1-345 (114 amino acids)
Biological process (GO): negative regulation of transcription by RNA polymerase II; rRNA processing
Cellular component (GO): nucleolus
Molecular function (GO): DNA binding
Source: RefSeq, a predicted model, not a curated record
AUGAACAUAAACUUUCAAAACACCCAACACAUCAAAUCACAACUUAAAUCGAUUGACGUAAAAAAACGAGACAUGCCAAGUUUCAAUUGCGAUGGCUGUGGUGAUGUAAUUAAAAAACCAAAAUUAGAUUCACAUUCAUAUAGAUGUCAAUCAAGUUUUACUUGUUUAGAUUGUUCCAUAACUUUUAGAGAUUCAUCUACAUGGAAAUCCCAUACAUCAUGUAUAACAGAAGCCGAAAAAUUUGAAAAGUCGGUUUAUAAAGGACCUAAAGGACCAAAGGAACCUAAAAUUAAAGCCAAUCAAUCGAAACAAACUUUUAAUCGAAACACAGAAAGUCAUAGUUGA